Eimeria mitis is the source of this 1311-nucleotide messenger RNA. Its product is annotated as Phosphatidylcholine-sterol acyltransferase, related. Bases 1 to 1311 code for a protein of 436 amino acids. The record is from RefSeq and is a predicted model, not a curated record. Gene Ontology annotation, biological process: lipid metabolic process. The transcript is spliced from 8 exons. Lineage: Eukaryota; Apicomplexa; Conoidasida; Eucoccidiorida; Eimeriidae.
AUGCUACCAGGGAUAGCGGGAAGCGGCCUAAUGAUCAGUGCAAAGAACGCAUCUCUUCCUCUCUGUAGCUCUUCACCCGUAUCCUUUCCAGUGCCCUUCAGACUAUGGGCAUCUCUGUCCCUCGUCAGGCCUCCGCGUUCCCACCAGCUGUGCUGGAUGGAUAUCAUGCAGCCAGUAGCAGAUGAGAAGGGAGAGGUUUACACUAGUAAAGAAGGACUCAACGUUGACAUGGAUUUUACCCGUCUGAAAUCUGAAAUUGAAACACGUGUUGAAGCCAUGGGGGGAGCGAAGGCGGACGUGCUGGUGCACAGUUUGGGUUCCGUUGUUUUUAAUUACUUUCUUAACAAGGUGGUGGAUCAGCCCUGGAAAGACAAAUACAUAAACUCAUACACACUUGUAGCUCCAGCAACGGGGGGGAGCUUCAAAGCUAUCAAAGCCAUUCUUACUGGCUACAACGACCCGGUGGACCUACGGGACCUCUCCCGCAGUCUUGGUUCCAUCUAUGCCCUCCUGCCCGAUAUCGACCUGUAUGGGCAAGACCACUUGGUUUUACGACAGUUGCUACCUAAGAAGAAGGGUUCGUUUUCCCCUGCAUUCUCUCCUUUCGUGGAUGGAGGACCAAAUGGAAAAGACCCGACGACUACAGCAGCGCAUGGUCGCAAUCUUGAGCUCAGGAGAUUGUCAGAAGCAGCAGCACCAGCCGAAGGGGGGGAGCAAACGGUGAUGGAAUUUGCGCAGAGUGACAGAAACAAAGAAGCGGAGGCAAUGUUGUCAAAGACACAGCAGGAGAGAGAAAAGCUGGUGCAGGAGACGACGAAUGCUCAGGUUGAGCAGCGGACGCUGCAGGUGCACCGUUACGCAGCAGAGGCGCAGGAGAGGAUGGAAGCGAUGGACCGUCUGGUGACGGAAGCAGGAGAAGACGUGCAAGAAAUCAUUUACACCUUGGGCAACUGGACGACUCUGUUGCCCCCAGAGUUGCGAGUUCGUGCGGAAACUGCGAGAAAACAUAUGCAGGGGAUCUUGAAGGACCCGGGGGUUCCUACAAGGUGCAUUUGGAGUGUAUUUGGCUUCCCCUCCACCGAUGUCGGUUAUAUCUACGCGGGGACAGACCUUUCGCGCAAACCUAUCCCAGUUCUCGACGUUGGGGAUGAUACCGUUCCUUUGCGGUCACUCUCAGUUUGCGCCGGAUGGCCGUCGACGUUUGAGAUUCAGCUGGUACCAGGCGUACCAACACAUCCCCUUUUGAAAGUGAUUUUUAUGUAUGAGGCAGCCGUAAAUCGCCAAUCUAGGAGCAGUGCUGAAAUUCGCUAA